Molecule: messenger RNA, 1263 nt
Organism: Mycena citricolor
Lineage: Eukaryota; Fungi; Basidiomycota; Agaricomycetes; Agaricales; Mycenaceae
Source: the annotation of a GenBank genome assembly
AUGACGACGAGAAACAUCCCAGCGGAGCAAGUGACUUUGGACGAAUUCGAGUUCCCGCAACACGUACGUCCGUUCGAGCAAUCCGGCUCCGAAUCGAGCAACCCCGGAAAACGAUCCUUGAUCUGUACUAAUCCCAAAUCUCGAUCUGCCUACUUGCCAGAAUGUAUUCUAUCCACUGUGGAUGUCCUGUACUUGGGCCGGCCCUUCUUCUCUUUCGUCAUGCGCGUCGUCCUAUCGCUCAGACUGCUCGUUCUGACUCUGGCUCUCGCUGUCAGUGGCAUUCCAUCCAGUGUCUGUGCUGAGAGCUUCAUUGGCGGUCGCUUGAGUCUUGAUAAUGGGGACGGACGUAGGGACACCGUGCGCCUUCAUUCCAGAUCUCUCCCUCCUCCGACCAUUGUCGCUAUCGUCGUCGGAGCCGUGGGCGCGGUGUCGGCCACCCUUGUCGUUGUCCUUAUCCUCAUUCUCGUCGUUCGGAGUCGACGCGACAGGAUUCACGGGCUGGACGCCGAAAGCGCAGCCGAGUCCGACGGAGUUCAAUCCGAAGGCGUCUCGGAACCGAAGCCGCAGAAUGAAGUCAGCAGCCAAACUCCCGCACGAAUGCCGUUCGUUUCAGAGUGGUAUCCUGAUGAGCCAGCACCCUGCACACGCUUAGGGCUUCUUCCAUUGAACCUGAAAGCGGCGGCACCGACGGCCGAAUCAAAUUUACAAUCUCAAAAUCUCCAUCUGGAGGCUACCCACUUUCCUUCUCUCACAUUGCCACCCCCAUCUUUCAGCCCUUCUUCCGGCCAUGCAGUUGCUCAUACCAGAGACCUAGUGCCGACGACGAGCAUCAUCGGCUCAUCAGCAUCUUUGGGGACGAAGAGAUCCGGUGCACAGUCAGAUCUGAGGAGCGUUCUUCCCCGUUGUUUAGCAACUCAGCCGCGUCUUCCGCACCUUCCGCCAAUACGAAGGAUCGGGACUGGCUCCCAGAAAUCUUCCGUCUCGACAAUGAUCUUACCUAGGCCACGAGCAUCCAGUCUGCCCCAAGUUUCAUGUCCCAGGCGAACACGAAUUCCAGCGCCGGUUCUCCCGAGUCCCGUGCGAACGCAUGUUGUUUCUAUUUCGGACGAUGUUACGACAAGCAGCCGUUUCAGCAUUUCGCCUGUCAGCACGUCUCACUUCACUCUCCCCAAAUUCAGAGCUUCACCAUUGAGGUCUUUCGGCCGACCGAAGCAACAGAGAAUGGGUUCCUUCUCAGACAUCGCGGCUGUUUCGACGAGAUAG